Molecule: messenger RNA, 1995 nt
Organism: Salvia miltiorrhiza (redroot sage)
Lineage: Eukaryota; Viridiplantae; Streptophyta; Magnoliopsida; Lamiales; Lamiaceae
Product: putative disease resistance RPP13-like protein 1
Exons: 1
Coding region: 1-1995 (664 amino acids)
Biological process (GO): defense response to other organism
Molecular function (GO): ADP binding
Source: RefSeq, a predicted model, not a curated record
AUGAAGGUUGCUUCAAUUGUGAAUCCACAUCAUACACAUGAGUUGGAAGGCUUAUCAGGAGAAGAUUGUUGGUCAAUAAUUAAAGAAAAAACAUUUGGGAAAAAAGAUGUUCCAUCAGAAUUUGAGACUAUUGGGAGAAAAAUUGCAAGAAGGUGUCAAGGUUUGCCAUUAGCUGCCAACGUAGUUGGGGGAGUUCUGUGCAAUGAACUUGAGGAAAAAUGGCGUUCGAUCGAGGAGAAAUGGCUUUCAGCCGAUGAAGGAGGAGAAAAUAUCACAAAAUUAUUGAGACUGAGCUUCGAUAAUUUGUCAUUGCCGUCACUUAAGAAGUGCUUCGCAUACUGUGCGAUGUUUCCUAAAGGCUCCGGAAUCAUCAAACAAGAACUGAUUGAGAUGUGGAUGGCAGAAGGUUUUCUUCAAGCUGAUGAAAGGGAUGACAUGGAGUCCGUGGGCGAAAAAUUUAUCAACGUUCUUCUGCACAACUCUUUAAUGCAAGUUUCAAAGAGAGAUGAUGACGGAAAUGUAGAAAGUUGUGGCAUGCAUGAUCUUGUGCACGAUCUCGCUUGUUCUGUUUCAAGUUCGUCUAACAGUACAGGUGGUAGCAGCCGAGUUCGAUACAUGAUUCUCGAAGAAGACGGAUCAAGUCAUAUCUCAAAAGAAACGGCAAAAUCUUUGCGUACAUUACUAAUAAAAUCCAAAGGUGAUAUUUCUGGUAUCAACUUCUCAGACUACGAAAGUCUACAUGUUUUACGUCUUGAUAAUGGAGUGGAAGAGUUGUCAAGUUCGAUUCGAAAGUUGAUACAUUUGAGAGAUUUUGACAUUUCAAAGACAGAAAUUGAAGUUUUGCCGGAUUGGAUUGGUGAAUUCUUUCACUUGCAGACGUUGAGAGUAGACUCGUCAGAUUACAGAAUUAGGAUAAAACUGCCAAGUACGAUUAAGUACUUGAUUAACUUGAGGCAUCUUUAUAUUAAUGAGGAGGUAGAGUUGCCUAUGGGAAUUGGGAGAUUAACUUCUCUCCAAACGCUAACCCACUUUCCAGUGGGCGACGAGAAUGGCUGCAAAAUUGAAGAGCUCGGAAGUUUGGUUAAUCUUAAAGGAGAGGUAAGGAUUCACAAUCUGGAAAGGGUUGAUGACAAGGAAAAGGCUAGGAAAGCCAAUUUAUUCAAAAAGUCAAAAAUAUUGAAGUUGUGUUUGACAUGGAAUAGAGGCAGAAGAGAAGGUGAAAGAAAUGAUGAGGAUGUAUUGGAAGGCCUUCAACCUCACUCACAUCUGAGGGAGUUACAGAUUAGGCGAUUCAAAGGCAAAAGAUUUCCAUUAUGGACUGAGAAGAUGGCAGUUCGAGAUGCGCCUCAAGGCUCUUGGGUGCUACUUAACAACUUAACGGCGUUAUAUCUCUUUGAGUGCAAAAAAUGUGAAGAGAUCCCAAUGUUGGGGCACUUGCCCAAUCUCAAGUCCCUUGGGUUGUGGGGAUUGAGCAAUGUGAAGUGUAUAAAUUCAUCAUUCUAUGGAAUGGUGAACAAGGACACACGCAUUGUUUUUCCAGCUCUCGAGAGGUUUGAAUUGCGGGAAAUGCCUAAGCUGGCAGAGUGGGCAGAAAUAGAAAUUUCGGAUGGAAGUGAAGUGAAGCUAUUUCCUCGCCUCCAACAUUUGGGAAUUAUGCAUUGCGAGGAAUUGAUGAGUGUUCCAAGUCAUGUCUCGUCAUGCCUUCAAUGUCUGGAAAUUGAGAACAUCGGUGUGGAAUGUCUGCCAGCUGAUUGGUUAUUGAGUAACAGCGAGACUCUAUUGGAGUUGGAAAUAAGGGACUGCCCGAAUUUGAGAGAAAUAUCAGAUAGGUGGGGAGAAGAAGAAUCAGAAGGAAGAAGCUUCACAAUCACAUCCCUCCCUAAAUUCCCUCGUCUAACAUAUUUGGUAAUCGAAGGUGUUCCUAAGUUGAGUUUGGAGACUGUGGAUGCAAUGCGGCGCCUCCAAAUUCAUGGAUUCAAACGCAUUAACCCGUGA